Messenger RNA from Colletotrichum aenigma, 639 nucleotides. It is a transcript of the gene XPT1, whose product is annotated as Xanthine phosphoribosyltransferase 1. The transcript has 3 exons. The record is from RefSeq and is a predicted model, not a curated record. Gene Ontology annotation, molecular function: hypoxanthine phosphoribosyltransferase activity. Gene Ontology annotation, biological process: XMP salvage; hypoxanthine metabolic process; GMP salvage. Bases 1 to 639 code for a protein of 212 amino acids. Gene Ontology annotation, cellular component: cytoplasm. Lineage: Eukaryota; Fungi; Ascomycota; Sordariomycetes; Glomerellales; Glomerellaceae.
AUGGUCGAGAAGCUCUACGUCACGUAUAACGAUGUCCACAAGCUCUGCCAGGAGUCCGCGACCGAGAUCCUCGAAAAGUUCCAGCCGCAGCUGAUGAUCGCCAUUGGCGGCGGCGGCUUCAUCCCCGCCCGCAUCCUGCGCUCCUUCCUCAAACAGCCCGGCAGCCCCAACAUCCCCAUCCAGGCCAUCGGCCUCUCCCUCUACGAGACCCUCCCCGAGACCCUCGGCGGCGUCGCCACCCCCGACGGCGCCCCCGAGGUCCCCGGCACAAAGGUCACCCGCACCCAGUGGCUCGACCUCAGCGCCCUCGGCGAGAUGGAGAACCUCAUCGGCAAGCGCAUCCUCAUCGUCGACGAGGUCGACGACACCCGCACCACCCUCGAGUACGCCGUCAAGGAGCUCGAGAAGGACGUCGAGGCCGCGAGGCAGCGCAUGGGCGGCAAGGGCGAGAAGACCCAGUUUGGCAUCUUUGUCCUGCACAACAAGGACAAGAAGAAGAAGGGCGUCCUGCCCGAGGACAUGAUGGCCUCCGGCCAGUACUUCGUCGCCCGCACCGUCAAGGACAUCUGGAUCAACUACCCCUGGGAGGCCAUCGACAUUGACGAGCACGACCGCCUCGGCGCCGGCCAGGCUAAAUAG